GGUGGCGGUAAUGCACACCAGAAGGUUACACAAUUACGUCUCUACCGGUAGCGGAAGUGGAGCCACACUGUACAUGCUGGGAAUCUCAUCUAUCUUCAGACUGUAAUGAUGUGGUGGGUGUGAACCUUCAACCUUUACAUCACUGACGUUGUGCUUGACAAUGAUAGCCUUGCAACUGCAAUAAGAUCAAGUCGACGUCAAAUUUGAGCCGAAGGGAUGUUUCGGCUGCGGGGUGUGAGUGCCCGAUUCCACAGACUCAUUCACACGGUCUCUGUGAACCGAGACCAGGUUCUGGAGCAAUUGCAGGUCUGUUCUGCCGAAGACCAUGUGUUUGAUGUUGUGGGUAAGAACAAGGCCAAGCUCACAGCGGACCAUGUAGGCCUGGCUGUGAUUACACUGUGGGGCUUCCAGAGAGACAAACCAACGUUGCUAAGAACAGUUGAGUUAAUCAAGAAUCACCCGCAGUUCCUUACGCUGCGGGUUCUGGCAGAGAACAAAUUUGCGCUCAUGGAUGAUGAUAUAUUGGUAGACUCGCUGUACAGUUUCCUCAGGCUGAAUGUUGACUGCCAUGACCCUCUUAUUCAGCAGUUGGUGUCAGAGGCUUGGCGAAGAUUAGACAAACUUCCCAUGACAUCCCUAUCCAAAUUUGCAGUCUGUCUGAAUGAACAGGGCCUGUUCCGCAAUCCUCUUUUGGGUCGCAUCGCCAAUAUUGUGGAUCAGAAUUUGUCAUCCAUUGAUGAUGCCAGGAUCCUCUCUACCUUUCUAAUUACUGUGUCGUCCAUGGUGUCCCCUCGUUUUCGAGAUGCCCUCAUUAGCAGGGUGGACCACCUCCUGGACAAAACGGAUUGGCCCCAAGCCAGCAACGCUCGCAGAGUGGUGCAGUUCCUGCGCCACAUCAAGUGCACCCACAGGCCAUUGUUGGAGAAGUGCAGCCGGAUUCUCAUAUGCGAAAUUCCCACGAUGGAUGUGAACCACAUCUGUAUGUUAAUGGGGCUGUUUCGGUCGCUGCAUUUUCACAGCUGUGACUUCAAGCUGGCUGUGAAACAACGGCUGACAGAAGAGAUUGAUUCAAGCAUCGACCCGCAUGCAUUUACUGCAUUACUCUCUCUGGCACCCUUUGCCAGUCCAGAGAUGAGAAACCGAUUGGAGAGCACAGCCUACAUAUUGGCUGAUGAGUUUAACGCACUGCAGGUGAUGGAUAUUGCUGAAGCACUGCAACAGAUGCAGAGCAGGAACUUUAUCUUGAUAAAGAAAAUUGCAUCAGUAAUCCAAAGGAACCUUGACACUUACAGGCCAGUGGAGGUCUGUAGAAUCACACAGGCACUUUUUAUGUUGGAUUAUUGGAAUCUAGAACUCUUUACCAAACUAAGAAACAUUUUGGUCAGAUUUUUAGAGCGCAGCUUCCUCCCCGGUGAAGUGAUCAUGUUGACCCGUGUUCUGUCCAUGUUACCUGGUCCGCGACUUCAGGAGGUUGUGAUCUCCCGGCUCAACGCAGUGGUGUCCCAAUGCUGUUUUGAAGAUCUCGUAACCAUUUCCUUUGUUCUCGGGAAGUGGAUGCGUAACGACCCGUUGUACCACCACCAAAGCACCACCAGCGAGUACGUGCGUCUGCUGCAGACACUUAGCUGCCGCGGUCUUGAGAGGCUGCAGACGACUGACCGACUGAACUUGCUUCUUGAAGAGCUCAAGUAUGUUUCGGGGGAGUGGUUUGAGAAAAUGAUUCUGGAAGAUACCAUGGCCACGCUGCACAGAAUGAUAGAUCAAAUCAAUUGGACAAACUUGCCGGAACUGUCCCGCAUCAUAGCAUGGACAAAUUGGUUCUGCCCUCCCUUGAUGGACCGUAUUGCCAGUGUGGCCAUUAAAGACAUUGAUAAGAUUCACCCCUCAGCAAUUUAUGACAUCAUGCUUCCCUUUUCGAUCUUAAAGUAUGAUCCUGAAGGAGCAGACGGGUUUUACGACACUUGUAUAAAGCGCUUAAUUCCUCAUAUCAGCUCCUUGGACCCUCAUCUAGUGGUUCUGCUGGCAUCCGUCUUGGCGUUGGCAGGUUAUUUUCCUGAGGAACUUGUCAGACAAAUCUUCAACAUAGAUUUCCUUGGAAAGCUCGACGCCGAUCUGGAAGUGUUACCUGAUACCCGCAACAAGGACACACGACAGCGUCUCAUGGAGUUUAAUCGUGCCGUGUGUCUUGAGUGUCCUGAAUUGCAGGUCCCAUGGACUCAUGAUCGCUACUGCAAGCUUAUGCUAGGCCGAGGGAAGGCUUCUCUCAGUCCUGUCCAGAAGCAAAUCCAUACAAUGUUGGCUGAAGUGCUUGGUGGCAUUGACUUUGUUAGGGCAGCAGAGGUCACGCACUAUUUUUACACUCUUGAUUUUGAAUUCAUUUUGGACAAGCACCUAAAGCCGUUGCCCCACAGCAAGCCGGGUUUUCUGCAGAUCUCAGAUGAAGGCAAGAUUCACUGGAGUCCAAGGUCAUUGGAGAACAUCCGGACGGAGCUUCCACCAGGGGCACAGCGUGUUUGUAUUGCUUUCCUCGGCUACAAAUCUUUCUGCAAAAAUGUCCAACACAUGAAAGCCGCAUCGCUGAUUAGGAAGCGGCACUUUGAAAUUCUGGGAUAUCGUGUUGUUCAGAUCCCCCACUUCGAAUGGUACUCUAUGGAGCUUUCUACACCGGACGCUUGGAAGGAAUACCUCAGAAAGAAAAUAUUUCUUAGCGCUAGCCCUGAAGGCCUUAAUGAUUGAUCUGACAAAAUAAUGAACACCAUUUAUUUUUGAUUUCCCUGCAGUUUUUGUGCAGUAAUGAAUAGGGCUGUGAAUCUUUGGGUGUCCCACGAUUCGAUUCAAUAUCGAUUCUUGGGGUCACGAUUGGACACAGUGUGUUGUCAAGCUUAUGAGAUGCGAUGCAAGUGUAAGCCACUGUGACACUAUUGUUCUUUUUUAUUUAUAUAAAUGUCUAAUGAUAAUGUCAAUGAGAGAUUUUUAAUCACUGCUAUGUUGAAAUUGUAACUAAUAUUGAUACUGUUGUUGAUAAUAUUCAUUUUUGUUUCACUACUUUUGGUUUGUUCUGUGUCGUGUUUGUGUCUCCUCUCAAUUGCUCUGUUUAUUGCAGUUCUGAGUGUUGCUGGGUCGGGUUUGGUUUUGGAAUUGGAUUGCAUUGUUAUGGUAUUGCUGUGUAUUGUUUUGUUGGAUUGAUUAAUUAAAAAUAAAAUUAAAAAAAUUAAAAUUAAAAUAAAAAAAUCAAUUUAAAAAAAAAAAAGAGAAUCGAUUCUGAAUCGCACAACGUAAGAAUCGCAAUUCGAAUUCGAAUCGAUUUUUUCCCACACCCCUAGUAAUGAAUGUAUGUUCCCACACCCCUGGUAAUGAAUGUAUUAAUACAUUUCUGUUUGUAUUAAGCCUUCCAAACCCAAGACUCUGUUUUAGACCAGUUUUCAAACCGUAUGUACUUGGCAUCCAUUGCAGCCGGUCACCCAGGAUGUGGGUUCAGACCAUUAAGUCACUGGGAUUUGUGCAGCCCUUGGAGGCACCCGUGAUUAAGGGCUAUAUCAAUAAUCUUUGAUAAUAAAUAGUGUUAAUUUGCUUUUAAUGUUAAUUAUGUUUUUUUUUUCAACAGGUUAUUACAUUUUGACAGGAUGCUUAGAAAAAAAAUCCCAAAUACAGCUGGGAAUAAUAUUUUAAUAUUUGAAUGUGACAAGUGAGGGAAUACAGUAUAUUCCAUUACAUUACUAUAUUUAAUAAUACAAAUGGACAGCUUUUUGGAUGCACUCCUACACUGAAAAGGAAAUAUUAAGCAGACUAAAAACACAAAAACUGUGAUCUUGUACUGUUACAUGCUAACUGACUCAUCAACAUGCAUUUAUCUUUAUAAAGGACACGGUUCGGGGGUGUUCAAAGUUUUGGCAUCCUGGCUACAUUGAGGCGCAUCGCCGCACAGGACGCUCCAGCUGCGUAGCGCAUCUCUCUGAUCAUCCCCGCCCACUCUUUCUUGUCCUCUUCAUACCUGAAGGUGAUAGAGCGCAUGCUGAAAGAGUACACACAAUGACAUGUAUAUCCAUAUGUAAAGGCACAUACUGCCAAAUGUCAACGACUUCCACAGGCGUGCACUCCUUGUUCUCGUUUUCCACCAUGGCGAAGCCUCCGAUGGCAUAAAGUAGUCCACCGCAGCUGACCAGGUUGACUGAACUUCGCUCCUGGGGAAACUCUGUGAACGCUGACCACCUGUAACAAGAUGGCCAAUCAGUAUAUGCCAUUAAUCAUUAAGUGUACUUCUUUUUUUUUUAUUAGGGACCGCAAUGUCCCUUUGGGACAGAGGACCCUAUUGUAAUUGUAAGGUUUUAUUAUUAUUCUUUAUUAUACCGCCGCCUCUUUGAGCUGUAAUUUGACCCCCUUAACAUGCUUCAAAACUCACCAUAUUUGACACACACAUAAGGACUGGCGAAAAUUGCGAUCUCAUCAAAAAACCUAGCCCCCAAAACUCAAAAUUGCGCUCUAGCGCCCCCUAGGAAGAAGACAGACAAAACUGCCUGUAACUCCACUAGGAAUGUCAGAGAGACAUAAAACAACAAAAACCUCUAUGUAGGUCUCACUUAGACCUAGAUUUCAUACACUGACAUCCUUCAGCAAAAAUCAACAGCAAUUCCCCUUCAAAACAAAAGUUUUGUAAAAACAGUCACUUUUGCCUCUCUGAGCUAUAAUUUGACCCCCUUAACAUGCUUCAAAACUCACCAAACUGGACACACACAUCAGGACUGGCAAAAAUUGCGAUCUAAUAAAAAAAACCCAACCCAAAACUCAAAAUUGCGCUCUAGUGCCCCCUAGGAAGAAAAACACAGACAAAACUGCUCCUAGGAAGAAAACACUGACUAAACUGCCUGUAACUUCCAGUAGGAAUGUCGUAGAGACAUGAAACAAAAACCUCUAUGUAGGUCUAACUUAGACCUACAUUUCAUGUAUUGACAACCUCCAGCAAAAAUCAACAGGAAGUUUGCAAUUCCCCCUUCAAAACAAAAGUUUUGUAAAAACCGUUCACCUUUUUUCAAAAAUGAUCUCCUCUGAGCGUGUUUGUCGUGUCGGCUUCAAACUAGCACAGGAGAGAGAUUGAACCCUUCUGAUUAAAAGUUGACGAAAGAGUUUUAAUUACUGCUGCGGUUUGGAUUUUAUGUGCCGUCAAAGUCGGGUCCCGUCCAUCGCUGCUUGCAGCUUUAAUUUUAUUAAUUUUUUAAUUUUUUUUACAUAACAAAAAAGGAUGAGUAUAGUUCCACAAAAGAUUGGCAAACAUUAAAAGUAUCAAAAGACACAUUUGACUGAAAAUUCAAAAAAUGUAUGUAGAUUUACAAACGUAUGUGUAGAGCUUGUGAAUAAUAUGGAAAAGAUUUGGUAAUUACUGCCAGGUUUUUACUUGGGACUUUGAGUACUAAAAGUGUGUCAGCAUUGUGACAACGUUCACCACACAUCACUGGUGCAUGUUUCCUCACCUCAUUAAAUCUCAGUUACAGCAGCUGAUGGACGCUGUAUUGAGAACAUAAAUGCAACAUCAAAUAGUUUUCUCUUCCGCUGUAUACUUUAGUGUGGGGACAAGUGCGUCUGUCUGCAAUAUUUUCCACACCUGUCUCCGGAAUCUAAUUUAAUCUCGGAGCAAAGUCCGUGUAGCUUGUCGGCCAUGAUUACCAAGCCAAACAGCGCUAGUGCGCAUGCGCCUGACUUUGUGUUGCCUAAAAUGCAUUAAUAAAGGACGUUUUUUCGGUAAUUAAGAAAUUACAGUGUUACCAGCCGUCUGGAAUUUUAUCACAAAUUAUCAAUACACCGUUUACUGUAACAUACCUCGUCCAUUAACAGGUAAAAAGUCAAGAGCGGUAACGGCAUGUUCUUGCACAGAUGUUGGCCAAUUUUUUAGGACAUGGCGGCAAAUGACGAGGGCGGUCGCGGCAGUUGCCGUGGUAAAAAUUCGAGCCUGUGUAAAUAUGUGUUGCAGGGCGUAAAAAAAAAUAGCUGCGGGUUGCAAAUGGCCCACAGGCAGCACUUCGGACACCCCUAUUCUAUUGUCUAUAGUUUUAUAUACAGUACAGGCCAAAAGUUUGGACACACCUUCUCAUUGAUGUCCCAACCCCAUUGAUAAAGCAAGAAAUUCCACUAAUCAACCCUGAUAAAGCACACCUGUGAAGGGAAAACCCUUUCAGGUGACUACCUCUUGAAGC
Entelurus aequoreus (snake pipefish) is the source of this 6185-nucleotide messenger RNA. It is a transcript of the gene fastkd1, whose product is annotated as FAST kinase domains 1. The transcript is spliced from 16 exons. The record is from RefSeq and is a predicted model, not a curated record. Gene Ontology annotation, molecular function: RNA binding. Gene Ontology annotation, biological process: mitochondrial RNA processing; regulation of mitochondrial mRNA stability. Gene Ontology annotation, cellular component: mitochondrial matrix; ribonucleoprotein granule. Lineage: Eukaryota; Metazoa; Chordata; Actinopteri; Syngnathiformes; Syngnathidae. The coding region runs from base 217 to 2736 and encodes 839 amino acids.